Messenger RNA from Nothobranchius furzeri (turquoise killifish), 511 nucleotides. It is a transcript of the gene ndufa7, whose product is annotated as NADH:ubiquinone oxidoreductase subunit A7. Gene Ontology annotation, cellular component: mitochondrial inner membrane. The record is from RefSeq and is a predicted model, not a curated record. Gene Ontology annotation, biological process: ATP synthesis coupled electron transport; mitochondrial electron transport, NADH to ubiquinone. Lineage: Eukaryota; Metazoa; Chordata; Actinopteri; Cyprinodontiformes; Nothobranchiidae.
UGUCAUGCAGUUCCUCUCUGUGACCAGCAGGAGUCGGGCUCGAGGUUAGACACCGACACCACCACCGAAGAAGUCCCGUGCCCUUCACAACAACAGCUAGCAUGGCUACAGCUACUAAAUUCAUUCGAAAGCUUCGAAAUGCAUUAGCCGGGCGUGAUCUGCAAGCUAAACUGCAGCUGCGUUACGGAGAGAUAUCCAAGAGGACGCAGCCACCACCUAACCUGCCAGUAGGCCCGUGCCACAAGUUAGCCAACAACUACUACUUUAGUCGUGAUGGUCGCAGACAGUUGGUACCCCCCACAAUUGUGAUGUCUUUCCAGAAGGCUCUUACUCCUGGCAGCCAAGUUGCUGAGACUCCAAAGGUUCCUGUGACACCUGGAGCUGUGUAUAAAGAGCCACCACUGUCCACAGACCAGCCAUACCUCUGAGCAGCAAGCAGGAGCUUCAACAUUUCUGUUGGUUGUUUCUUGUACAAUAGAAAGUGUGAAUAAAAUAUGUUAUCUGCUUCAGA